Anarrhichthys ocellatus (wolf-eel) is the source of this 1291-nucleotide messenger RNA. Its product is annotated as extracellular calcium-sensing receptor-like. Gene Ontology annotation, molecular function: G protein-coupled receptor activity. The transcript is spliced from 6 exons. The record is from RefSeq and is a predicted model, not a curated record. NCBI's taxonomy places the organism in Eukaryota, Metazoa, Chordata, Actinopteri, Perciformes, Anarhichadidae. Gene Ontology annotation, cellular component: plasma membrane. Gene Ontology annotation, biological process: G protein-coupled receptor signaling pathway. The annotation marks the transcript as partial.
CCUAACUUCUUCAGGACCAUGCCCAGUGAUAUUUACCAAGCCCGGGCUAUUGCCCAGCUUUCUAUACGCUUCAAUUGGACCUGGAUCGGAGCAGUUGUAGCAAACAACGAUUAUGGCCUUGUGGCAAUAAAGGUUUUUCAGGAGGAGACUCGGGGGGCUGGGGUGUGUCUGGCAUUUGUAGAGACUCUCCAAAGGGAAAAGAUUGUGAGUGAUGCCAGACGAGCAGCCCUCACAAUUCAGGCCUCGACUGCAAAAGUGAUUCUGAUCUUUACCUGGUACACAGAUGUGAGAGAAUUGUUUCUGCAACUAGCUAAGAUCAAUGUGACUGACAGACAAUAUCUGGCAAGUGAGGCUUGGAGCACCAGUGGUGAUCUUCUCCAAAAUGUUGUCUCAACUAAAGUAGCAAAAGGGGUUUUUGGUGUUGCUAUUAGAAGUUCAGCUGUACCUGGAUUUGAAAAUUAUAUUAGAAGUUUGCACCCAAUUCAUCGUCCUGAAGAUGAGUUCCUCAGAGAAUUCUGGGAAGCGGAAUUUGGGUGCAGUUCUGGGGCCUCACCUCUCUUUUCACAUUACUCUCCAUCAUUCAAAUAUGUAACCCCAUUAAAUAUUUCUACACCAUCUCCUGCCAAUAGAUUUUCUCAGAAAGGUUCUCUGCCACUCUGCAGUGGGACAGAGUCCCUGGAGGGAGUGAAGAACCCCUUCACUGAUGUCUCCCAGCUUAGGGUGGCAUAUAACGUCUACCUUGCUGUUUAUGCUGCAGCUCAUGCUCUUCACAGCCUUCUCUCCUGCCCUGAUAGAGACAGCUCAUCUGGAAACAACAGCUCCACCUGCUCUUCUCCAAAACACAUCAAACCGAUAGAGCUGUUGCAGCACUUGAACAACGUGAAUUUUACCACGCCACAGGGGGAAAUGUUUUAUUUCCAAGGUGCCGACAUUCCAGCAAAGUACGACCUUGUCAACUGGCAAGAAACCCCCGAGGGGUCACUCAAACUUGUUUUGAUCGGUCGUGUGGACGGGUUUGACCUCCACCUUAAUGAAUCAGCUAUUCAGUGGAGCACAGGAUCCAACCAGGUGCCGACUUCAGUGUGCAGUGAGAGCUGUUCCCCAGGUACCCGAAAGGCCAGCAGGAAAGGAGAACCUCUCUGCUGCUUUGACUGUAUCCAAUGUGCUGAAGGGGAGAUUAGCAAUCAAACUGAUUCCCUUCACUGUGAGCGUUGUCCAUCUGAGUUUUGGUCCAAUGCUAAACAAACCGCCUGCAUCCCUCGCCAGCUGGACUUCCUUUCCUUUAAUGAAA